CGAGUGCAGGCGACUUCUGGCCCGUCAAUUCCACACACCUCCGCUGGUCGCCCUGAGUGGAUGAACCCCCCUCCUGCGUUCUCCAGGGGCCACGACACCGUUCCUCGUCCAGUUGAACGGGGUGUGAGUGCGGAAGACUUCCCUUUCGAGGGCGCCCGUGGAGAUGGCAGGCGGGUAUGGAAGGAGUCGAGACAGGAGUUGCGGCGGCAGCAAGAAGAGUCCAUAACGCAAGGUGUGCAGCGAUUACGCGUGGGCGAGCGGGCCGGGCAAGCAGACGCGGUUGGCGGGGGGGGUGACAUCUGGACAGACGGUGACGAAGUUGAGUGCGACGCUGAGGAGGACGACAGUGGUGACGUGUUCCCGUUGCGUGCGCCGAACAUGGGUGGCAGGGGUGGCAGAGGCCGGGCUUCGAUGAAUGUUGGGCGGAGGCGGAAGAGGCCAUCGGCGACCUCUCCUGAUGCGGAAGGUGAGGGGGAUGGGGAGGGUGGCCGGAAUUUCUGGUCUGUGGAUCACAUGGUGACCCUCAUAAGGGCGAAGCGGGAUCAGGACGCCCAACUGCAAGCCGCGGGGCACACAUUCGCACGGAUGCGGUCGAGGGAGUGGAAAUGGUUGGACGUCCGGGAGAGGUUGCUGAAGGUCGGUGUUGACAGGCCGGCAGACAAAUGCGGGAAGAAAUGGGAUAAUCUCAUGCAACAGUUCAAAAAGAUCCACACUUUCAUGGGCAUGUUGGGGAAGGAGGACUUCUUCCAGUUGACGAGUCAGCAGAGGGCAGAGAAAGGAUUCAGCUUCAACAUGGAUCGGGCCAUCUACGAGGAGAUCAAAGGGGCGAAGGAGAGGAGCCACACUAUCAGCCCCAGCAAUGUUGCAGACACCGGUGGCGCAGGAGGUGUGCAACUCCCAUCUGCUCAGUCGGCGACUCCGGAGUCUGUGGGUGACGGGGAUGCCGAUGGAGAUCGCACUCAUCCACGGAAGACAUCGCACUCAUCCACGCCGCAAGAAGUCGCCCAAACGACCACACAAGGCCGCCACCAAUGGACACUGGCAAUGAAGAAGUUCGCGGAGAUGGCGUUCGGGGCAGAAUGCGCAAAAGCGAACACGCAAGACGGCGGUGGCGCUCACUGCUGUUGUCGUAGCCAGGGUGCGUCAUGUCUUCUAAUACGUGGCGAUGUCUGUGCUGACGCCCAAACAGCCAUUGGCCGUUUCCGCAUGACGCCCACUACAACACCCCUGUGCUUCCCCGAUGGGACCGUCACACGCACGCAUCUCCCCGCCCCGCCGCACCAGACGCCACGCUUGGCCGAUUCAAAUUUCGAAUUUUGAAAUCACACGCGCGCGCGCGCAAUUUUCGU
This is a messenger RNA of Chara braunii, 1349 nucleotides long. The record is from the annotation of a GenBank genome assembly. Lineage: Eukaryota; Viridiplantae; Streptophyta; Charophyceae; Charales; Characeae.